Messenger RNA from Scatophagus argus, 2422 nucleotides. It is a transcript of the gene manea, whose product is annotated as mannosidase, endo-alpha. The transcript is spliced from 5 exons. Bases 319 to 1647 code for a protein of 442 amino acids. Lineage: Eukaryota; Metazoa; Chordata; Actinopteri; Scatophagidae. Gene Ontology annotation, cellular component: Golgi apparatus. Gene Ontology annotation, molecular function: alpha-mannosidase activity. The record is from RefSeq and is a predicted model, not a curated record.
UCCCAUCUUUUGCAUCUCAUGCAACAAAAAUAAUUUAUCAAGAGUAACGGACGCUGCUACGAAGGACAUGUUUAAUAUUAGACAUUGUGUUUUAAAAUACCUUGCUUUGAUACGGAGAAGUGUGAGUUAUUUGGGGGGAUAAGAUUGUGUCACCCUUGUUGUUCUUGUCAGCCACUGACAAGUCCAAAGUUCGUCAGUGCAGAUCUCCAGGCUGAACAAAAACUUUCUGUCCAUGCUCCAAUGGCGUGUUGUUCAGCAACAGCCCUUCACUGCUGUCUCAACAAUGAAAAGUGGAUAGCUUCAACCACUGACUGAAGAAUGGCAAGGUUUAGGCGCAAAUCUUGCAUCACAUUAAUUGCCUUGGUGUUGCUUGUGCUCAUAAUAACAGUGAUCUUGAAGGCGCUAACUCCGGAGGACUCUACUUUCAGCAGCCCUGUGGGUGUUGAGCUGUUCCUGGACAGAAACGAUGAGACGCAUAGAGAAAGCAACAAUAAACCUGACCAGAUCAAAAUGAAUGACUCCACUAAGUCAGAGAAAGACACGGAACUGGAAGCUACACUGAGGAAGUUCCCUCCUCCAAAUUACUAUCUACAUGCCUUCUACUAUUUGUGGUAUGGGAACCCCAAGUUUGAUGGCAAAUACAUCCACUGGGACCACCCACAACUGCCGCACUGGGACUUUAAGGUGGCUCAGGGGUAUCCACAGGGGCGACACAGCCCACCUGAUGACAUCGGGUCCAACUUCUACCCCUCUUUAGGGGCUUACAGUUCCAAGGAUCCCUCUGUUAUAGAAGCACAUAUGCAGCAGCUGCGUACAGCAGCCAUUGGUGUAAUUGCUGUUUCCUGGUACCCUCCUAACAUGAAGGAUGAAAAUGGCGACAUGAUGGAUGACAUUGUGCCUUUGCUGCUGGAAGUUGCAAAUAAAUACCACAUUAAGGUAGCAUUUCACAUUGAACCAUACAAAGGAAGAGAUGAAGUCAACAUGUUCACUAAUGUCAAAUACAUCAUUGAGAAGUACGGUGAGCACCCCGCUUUCUUCAAGUACCGGACAAACACCGGCAAGCUUCUUCCACUCUUCUAUGUGUAUGACUCAUAUCUGCUUAACUCAGAGCAGUGGGCCAAACUGCUAAAACACACAGAGAGCAACAGCAUCAGGGAUACUCCUUAUGACGCCAUCUUCAUUGCCCUUCUGGUUGAGGAGAAACACAAGAGGGAUAUCCUGACUGCAGGUUUUGAUGGUGUGUACACCUACUUUGCUACUAAUGGUUUUUCUUACGGGUCCACCCAGCGGAACUGGGAAUCAAUUAAAGCUUUCUGCGAGGAUAACAAUCUGAUGUUCAUCCCAAGCGUCGGCCCGGGCUAUAUUGACACAAGCGUCCGACCCUGGAACUUCCAAAACACUCGAAACCGAAUCAACGGCAAAUACUAUGAAAACUCGCUGAGCGCCGCACUAGAAGCCAGGCCUGAUUUUAUUUCUAUUACAUCGUUUAAUGAAUGGCACGAGGGGACUCAGAUUGAAAUGGCAGUUCCCAAAACGAGCCAGACUGUGUAUCUGGACUACCUGCCCAAUAAACCUGCCAUCUACCUUGAGAUAACUCGCAAGUGGGCUGCGAUAUUUGGUGGCGAGCGACGAAAAUGGCAGGAAUGAUCUGACCAAGAGCCAUAGUGGACAUGUAUUCGUGGAUGUACAAAAUAAUUACAUGAAGGCUAAGUGAAGUCCUAGUUGCAGAAUGCACAACAAAAUACACACGAUGAAAAACUGUGUGAGAACAGAUAAAUUAUUUGCAAAGCCACGGACAAAUGAUUAUCUUAAUUUUGGCUGCAGUGAUGUAUGUGAUGUUUUUACAUUUGGGGGAAUUACUGCGUCAGGUAUAACAUGCAGGGUUUUUCCUUAAAAAUAUUGUACAUACUCAUACAAAAACAAUCCCUCUCACUAAUCACUUAAGACUCACUAGAAGUGUCUGGCUGUGUCUGUAUAAGCAGCAGAGAUGCUGUCCUCUGCCUGCCUUUUCUUCUUUUCUUAUUUUGCCUGUCCUGGAAGUUCCUGACUGUCAGCAACUCUAGAGGAAGAUUGUUUUGGGUUAAUGGCUAUUUGACGACCUGAGAAUGAAACUCAAUAAUGGACCAUCUCUCUCGAGAAUCUCUUAAUAGUGCGUUUACAAACAGCAGCCAUCAAAUCCUGCUUUGUAUGCUUUUAAUUUAACUGAUGUCUUAUUACUUCUUGUUUACACAGCCUUGUACAUUUUUGGAUUCAUAGCACAAUAAGCAUGUUUUCUCUCCAGCUGAGUAUGUGCAUUGGCAUGAUUCGCCGUCCUGUAAUCUGUGACUAUAUUAAACCUCAAUGGAAAUUAAUAAAAAGUGCACCCUGGGAAGGAAGGAAGGAAAGAAAGAUGCAAAUAAACAAAGCAAUCUGCCGGUGCAAA